AACUAUCAUUGCAUGAUAAUUAUGAUAAUUGCAUGAUAAUUGCAUUGCGAACAAUUUAUAAACCUCCAAACUUUCUUUUCCUGCCGUACUAACGCGAUCUCCGUUUUUCUUUGAUCAAAUUACGCGUAUGCAUCAAAGUAAUUUUCUUUUUCGGAAACCAUUUCCUCUAUAAAGGACUUGGCUUCUUCUGAAAGUUUUAGUUGAUAUUACGAUUAUCCUAUCAAAGAAAAUGAGAACAAAUAUGGCAAGUUCAAGUUAUCCAUCUACGCAAAUUCCUAUCGACUCAUUAUCCAAUUACCAAAGGCAUAUGAAAAUUGGACGAUAUAUGACGUGCAUGGGAGAAUCAACGGAUUCUUCACGAGAUAAGUGCUCUUGCAAAGGAUGGCGACUAAAUUCUGCUAAUGGAAUUGGAUGUAUAGAUUUGUGCAUUUGUGGUCACAAAUUAGGUCUUCAUGGAAAUGUAGAUGAUAUUUAUGGUGAAGACUUCUAUAAAUUACUGAACAUUGCUGAUCAAAUCGACAAAUAUUUGGAGAAUCAAGGGAAAUUAUUAGACUUUGAUUAUGUAGAUAAAUUUGUUCAAAAAAUGAAAGAUCAAAUGACAUCUAUCACUAAUAGUGCUAAACAAUAUAAUCAUAUAAUAUGUCAUAAGAAACCAGUUGAUAAAAAUGCGAAUAUCGAUGAAAGAAAUAAUUUGGAUCAUAAGUUCAUAUUUAAAGAAGAGCGAGAAGACAAUAUUCGGUGGAGAAUUAUUAAUAAUGAUGGAACUCGAGAGAAUUUAUUUUUACUUACUGGUGUUAAGGAAUUAAUUUCUACAGCAUUACCAAAGAUGCCAGCAGAGUAUAUUGCUCGUGUCGUGUAUAAUCAUAAUCAUUAUAGUUUAGUGAUUAUUAAAGAUCCAAAUAAAGUGAUUGGUGGAAUUUGUUAUCGACCAUUUGUAGAAAGGAACUUUAUUGAAAUUGUUUUCUUUGCUGUUAAUGGGGAUCAUCAAGAUAAAGGAUAUGGCAGACGUUUGAUGAAUCGCUUAAAGCAUUUCAUGAGAGAUGUAGUCAAGAUUAAAUAUAUGCUUGUUUAUGCAGAUGAAAGUGCUAUAGGAUUUUUUCGAAAAAUUGGGUUCACAACUAAUAUUACAUUAGAAAAAGAAAUAUGGAAAGGUUACAUAAAAGAUUAUAGCAAAGCAAAACUUAUGCAGAGUACUUUUAUUGCCAAAAUAAAUUAUGCAGAAACUAAGGAAAUUUUAGCAAGACAAAAACAAGCAAUAAGAGAAAAAAUCGCUCGAACAAUUAAACCUCCCAUCAUUCAUCCGGGUUUACAACGUUUCAAAAAUGGAGUUAAAUCAAUAGAUCCUAUGUCUGUGCCAGGUAUUAAGGAAUCCGGUUGGACAUUGGAAUUAGAAAAAAGGGCAAAGGAAUCGGUUAAAUAUCGGGCCGAUUAUCUUCUUAUGCUCAAAAUCAUGGAGGAUUUAGAAAAUCAUAGAAGUGCUUGGCCAUUUAGACUCCCUGUCGAUCCUAUUACUGUACCAGAUUAUUAUGAUAUUAUCAAGGAUCCCAUGGAUUUUUCUACCGUCAGGAAACGUAUGGAGAACAAUCGAUAUCUAACUCUUAAAGAGUUUGCUAUUGAUGUUCAAAAAAUAUGGGACAAUUGUAAAUAUUAUAACACAAAAGAGACUUAUUAUUAUAAAUCAGCCGAGACUUUGGAAAAAUUUUUUACGGAUCUGUUAUUAGAAAAUGGUAUAAAACUACCUUAAAAAAAGUACAUAAAUAUUUUUCAUAUUAAAAAAAUUUAAUCAGGUGAUUAGCAAUAUAAAC
This is a messenger RNA of Rhizophagus irregularis DAOM 181602=DAOM 197198, 1805 nucleotides long. RefSeq lists its product as uncharacterized. Gene Ontology annotation, biological process: chromatin remodeling; positive regulation of transcription by RNA polymerase II. Gene Ontology annotation, cellular component: histone acetyltransferase complex. The record is from RefSeq and is a predicted model, not a curated record. Gene Ontology annotation, molecular function: histone H3 acetyltransferase activity; zinc ion binding; protein binding. NCBI's taxonomy places the organism in Eukaryota, Fungi, Glomeromycota, Glomeromycetes, Glomerales, Glomeraceae.